This is a messenger RNA of Miscanthus lutarioriparius, 990 nucleotides long. The record is from the annotation of a GenBank genome assembly. Lineage: Eukaryota; Viridiplantae; Streptophyta; Magnoliopsida; Poales; Poaceae.
AUGCAGACGCAGUCCCGCCUCGCCGUGAGCGGCGGCCGCAGCGGCAGCAACAGCAGCUCGGCCUCGGAGGACGAGCACGAGGCGGUGAUCCGCGAGCUGACGCGGGGCCACGAGCUGACGGCGCAGCUGCGGGCGGAGGCCCUGCGCGCGCUGCGCGGGCAGGGCCAGGCCGAGGCCACCGCCGCAUUCAUCCUGCAGGAGGUGUCCCGCGCCUUCACCGUCUGCCUCUCCAUCAUGAGCUCGCCCGCCCGUGCCCCGCCGUCGUCCCAACAGCCGCCGACGAUGGAAAUGGCGCCCGCGCCUGCCCUGGCCCCGCCGCGCCGGAGCCGGGACGACAGCAUCCCAAGAGAACAAAGGAUGACAUCCUCGCCGCACUUCGAUGGGUACCAGUGGAGGAAGUACGGCCAGAAGAGGAUCACCAAGACGCAGUUUCCGAGGUGCUACUUCAAGUGCAGCUUCCACCGCGAGCGCAGCUGCCGGGCCACCAAGCAGGUGCAGCAGUGCAGCAACGACGACCCGCCCCAGUACGUCGUCAUGUACUUCAACGAGCACACGUGCGACACGGCGGCCUGGGAGACCGCGCCCGCGGCGGCGGCGAGCUCGGGGAUGAUGCCGCUGGACGACCUGUCCGCGCUGGUGGCACGCCAGGGCCACGGCGUCCGCGCGCUGCUGGACGAACGCGGCGUCCAGGAGGAGCUCGAGCGCCGGCUGCUCGUCUCGUCGCUCGCCUGCGUGCUGGGGGGCCAGCAUCAUCAGUCUCCUGCGGGCAGCGCUGUUAACGUGGGGCAUGAGCAGGAGCCGCCGCCGCGGGCCCGCACGCGCGACGACGCGCCUACGUCUGCGCCUGCGGGCGUUGACGACGCGCCCGGUGAGAUGCCGCGCAUCAUUGACGAGGACGUGGCGGGGCUGGAUGUCAUGGACUACGAUGUGACGGACGUGCUGUGUUUCGUCGAUUCCUACGACCUACCUGGCGACGGUUUCCCGUUUUGA